UGGACCAUCACCCGGGAAGAAUGCGACCGAAUUGCUGCUGAGAUUACUGGUGAAACUGUAGAGCCAGUUCGGCUUCAAGGGGCGUUCAGUUACACUUUAGCGGCUAGGGAGCUUCUAGUUCAAUUCCGUGUGCCCGAGUCUCUCUUGGACAACAAAACGCUGGCUCUUGCCCGGAAGGUCUAUGGAGAAGUUGUGCCCUCCUGCGUCAACAGAGGAGAGAUGGGACCGCCGCCGUCACUCACUAUCUAUGUCAUGGAUAAGGUUCCCGGAAUAACAUAUAUCAAAGCGCCUUUGACAUUACAUCAUUGUCCUUCGUGGCAAGAACAAACAGUGUCGGAUUUUGCAAGGUUCUUUGCCAAUUCAUGGGUGAACCGAUUCACAGAGCCUCAUCGCUCCGAGCACUCUUUGGCAGACCUUCAGAACAAACAUGAUACACUUCUACGGCAGCUCCCUGCUCGGUUUACCACUGUCAUCUCCAAGCUUCGCGAAGAAGUUCCAGAAAUUUUCGCCCCCACAUAUCCAUUAGUUCUAAGUCACGCUGACCUAUGUGAGAUGAACAUUAUCGUCGAUCCUGAAGUAGGUGGUAUUAAUGGGAUCGUUGAUUGGGCUGAAGCAAAAGUCUUGCCAUUCGGAAUGUCCUUGUGGGGGCUUCAAAACAUGCUUGGUACUAUGAACUCAAGUGGUUGGCAUUACCACGAAAAUUCUUCCCAACUAGAAGCCCUUUUCUGGGAUACGUUCCACAGAAUUGCGGGAGGACUUUCCAGUAAGGAAAGAAGUACCAUAAAAACAGCGGAAAGGGUUGGAUUAAUUCUUCGUUAUGGUUUCACUUGGAAAGACGGAUCGAAAGGCCCGUGA
This is a messenger RNA of Penicillium cinerascens, 855 nucleotides long. RefSeq lists its product as uncharacterized. The transcript has 2 exons. Lineage: Eukaryota; Fungi; Ascomycota; Eurotiomycetes; Eurotiales; Aspergillaceae. The annotation marks the transcript as partial. The record is from RefSeq and is a predicted model, not a curated record.